AUGGUUCCUAGAAUCACGAGCAAACAUUGCGCUGUCACCUGCCUUGUCAGACUCAGCUUAUCGGAAAAUUGGAAAUAUUACUUGCAAGGACUCAAUCUCGUCCAUAGUAAUUCUCCUGCACCACCAGACACCCAUGACCUACUAGCAUCCUCGCCUUUCCCUGACUUCUCAGCCCACCUUGACUUGUGGACAAAUCUUGCUUUUGAGACUGAUGAACCUCUCGCUCGUAACAAAGGAAAGAGAAAGUCAGUGGACGAAUCAGAAGAAGAAGCCGCUGCUUCUCCUUUAGGCCUGCCUACCCAUGACGGCCACGAAAACGUGGUGCACCCCACCAGCACUACCAUCACUCCCCAGUCUGAGGCCCAAUCCCCGCAGUUCGAUCUGAACGCGUUAUUGGCUGGAUUUGGCAUCGACCCAAUCUCACUCCCGCAAUUGGCGCCUGCACCCGCAGAGAAUGUGACAGCGCCUUCACUUGCGCAAUUGCUUGCUUUGCAUACUGCUCAAGGAGGGACAUACUCUGUACCCCCUCCUCCUCCUGUUGUACAUGCUCAGCCUGCCUCUCAGCCUGCUACUAAGCGGGCUCGUACUUCCAAAAGCUCGGCGUCUACUGAGGCAUUCGACCCUGCAUCCCCAGUCUCGCCUACUGGGGAAGAGACCCAAGGUGAUUACACCAAUCCCUUAUCCGCGGCGGAAGACAAGCGUCGCCGCAAUACCGCUGCUAGCGCACGGUUCAGAUUGAAGAAGAAGGAGCGGGAAGCUGCGCUUGAACGGCGCGCAAAAGAGCUUGAGGAACGUGUUGUUGAGCUUGAACGCGAGUGCGAGGGUCUUCGUCGAGAGAAUGGGUGGUUGAAGGGGCUUGUGGUGGGCGUAACGGGUGCAGGAGCGAAAUAG
Molecule: messenger RNA, 891 nt
Organism: Suillus subaureus
Lineage: Eukaryota; Fungi; Basidiomycota; Agaricomycetes; Boletales; Suillaceae
Exons: 2
Coding region: 1-891 (296 amino acids)
Biological process (GO): regulation of transcription by RNA polymerase II
Cellular component (GO): nucleus
Molecular function (GO): RNA polymerase II transcription regulatory region sequence-specific DNA binding; DNA-binding transcription activator activity, RNA polymerase II-specific
Source: RefSeq, a predicted model, not a curated record